AUGUCAGAAUCUGUCAAAGCUUCAAACUCAUCUCAACACUCAUCACUAAACGAAGAGGGCUCUCUUGAUACUACCUCGACUUCACCGCCUUCAGCUAAACUUCAAGCGCUCGAGAAAGAACUAGAACAAGCGGCUAUAGCGCGUCGUCGUGAGCGACAAAAAACCUUACAGAAAAUCGCUGAAGGUGAAGAGAAAAACGAAGAGGAGUAUCAGGAAUGGGUGAAGAAGAUCAAAGAACUUCAAGAAGAGGGGGAUAAAGAGCGGGAAAGGAUUGAGAAGGAACUUAUUGAGGAGAUUGACAAAACGCGGAAAGCACGCGAAGAGCGUCGCCGAAGCAGCUCCCUCCGUAGUGAGUCCCAUCCAAUAGAGAUUCAAAAACCGCGUCGAGGUUCGACAGAUGUCCUUCACAAAGGUCGCGAUGUUGACACUAUCUUUGAAGAAUUCAGAAGCCAUCGUCAACACAAACUUAGUGUAGUAGACAAAAACAAUGUGGAACUCGAGAAGAAGGUUGUGGCGGAAGGACAUUUCGAAAGCGUAGGAGAUUCCAAAGGCAAGGAGGAGGGGAAAGUUGAAGAUUCGGUCAAAAUUCUGUUACAAACUCCAAUUAUUGCUGAACCUCAGGAGAUUAACAAUGAUCAUGAGGAUGGUAACUGCGAAAGCGCAAGCGGUUCUGACAACCAGCAACCAUCAUCGGAUCAUUUGUUUAUAAGAGAAAAUCGUAAAGGCACCGCAGACGCUUUUCGAUCUCACGAUUCAACUACCAAAAUUGUUACAGCCUCGUCUCCGUCACUUGUCUCUUCUUCUGAAUCAACGCUAGUACCCCAAACUGAUUCGAAUGCAACUUUAUCUCCCCCCCUGCCAACUCCCCUUGCAACAUCUCCCUCAACGCGGCAGAGCGUAGCCGAGCUCAUUCGCCAACGUGAAGCCGCCCAAUUACAGGCAAACGAACCGUCCAAAACAUCCCAGCGAAUUAAAAAACCCACGCCAGGACGAAUAAAUGUUAUGAACAAGGUUCCGUGGGCUGCGAAGGAUAACGCGGAACAAACUGCAUCGACAAAUAACCCCGCGCAUCCUCCACCGAAGAAAAUUACCUCUGCCUUUUUAUCUGCUUCGACUGCUCCUUUAAACACCACGCCAUCGUCCACCACCUCCUCAACAAAUAAAGCCCCUCCACCACGUAAAAUAACUUCCACAUUUCUGUCCACGUCAACAUCAACGUCAACUACAGUUUCUUCCGCCACUUCCACAACACCUCUUUCCCAAACGAGCAAACCGUCGCCUAAGAAACUCGAGUCCACAAUUGCAUCUCGUCUUGAAUCCGUCUUUGGUGCUGGUAUGCCACUUCCCGGCCUUGCUCGUGGAGGAGCCCCACCUAAAGUUGGCGGGAGAAAAGUGGAAAUUAGUGGUGAUGAUAAAGAGCAGACAAAUACGAAUGUUGGAAAUAACGGGAAAGUGAAGGUUAUGAUGGGGGAUGAUUCUAGUGAAAAAGCAACAAAAGAAAAAAGCGGAGUCGACGUAGUUAGUAAUAGGCCCUUGACACAUAUUACGAAAGAUCGUCCUAGACGCCCGGGACGUUCCAAACCACGCGCGCCUGUCUCCACAUCAUCCUCUCUUACUGUAGAAUCUUCAUCUGCGUCCACUUCCGACACUUCCAUUUCAAAGCAAGAUGUGGUUGAAACAGUGGAUACAACUAAUGAGAAAUCGUCUGAACAUGGUAACGACGCAAUGAAGGAAGUCACAUCUGAAGUAUCUGUUUCCACUACCUCGUCAAGCAAAUUAUCAGGUGAUGAGAGCGCCACUGGCAAUGAAGAAACUAUCGAAACUUCAACUGUAGAAACCGAGAACGAUAAAGCUUCGGAUGAAGUUGUGUCUGUAGACGCAUGA
Molecule: messenger RNA, 1884 nt
Organism: Paraglomus occultum
Lineage: Eukaryota; Fungi; Glomeromycota; Glomeromycetes; Paraglomerales; Paraglomeraceae
Source: the annotation of a GenBank genome assembly